Molecule: messenger RNA, 1723 nt
Organism: Drosophila subpulchrella
Lineage: Eukaryota; Metazoa; Arthropoda; Insecta; Diptera; Drosophilidae
Product: leucine-rich repeat-containing protein 3-like
Exons: 3
Coding region: 1001-1633 (210 amino acids)
Cellular component (GO): plasma membrane
Molecular function (GO): protein binding
Source: RefSeq, a predicted model, not a curated record
UACUAUAUAUACAUUCUAGAUUCGGUUCACUAGCCAUGCUCGUCUGUCCGUAUGAACGCUGAGAUCCCGCAAACUAUAAAAGCACGAAAAUCGGGAUUAGGAAUGCAGAUUCUAGAGAUUCUUGUACACCUAAAAAUUAAUAUCAGCAGUGUGCCACGCCCACGUGAACCUGUCUAGCGACCACAUUUUUAAAGAUUUUGUAAAAGUGUCAAUGGGAUUAUGUUUUGAUUACACUGAUUAUAAUUACUCAUACUGGUUGCUUUGAUCCAAAGUGGCCAAAUGGAAUUGCACUGACCAAAAGUGCACCAUUUAAACCCUAGUACUAACGACUUUGCAAUCUUAUCUUUAUUUUCUUUGUAAGCCCUACGUAACUAAAGUCAUUUAUUGAUUCUACUAUUUAUUGACCAUAUUGUUUUUUGUGGUGAAAGCUCCCUAAUCAGAAUUCUUGUAGACAAUCAGAAGUGUCAGCUAAUUUAUUUCACAACAACUAGUCAUUUAGCUUGGUAUAUUCUUGAUCAGCAUCAUUAGACGAGUCGAUCUCGCCAUGUCCGUCUGUCCGUAUGUUUCUACGCAAACUAGUCGCUCAGUUUUAAAGCUAUCGGGCUGAAACUUUCCCAAAUUUUUUUUUUCUGUUGUAGGUUGUAUAUAAGUCGGAACGAACCGAACUGGACAACUAUAUACGAUAGCUCCCUUAGGAAUGAUCAAAAAAAUAUUUUUUAACAAAUUAAAAAAAAGUAUAGCUUAGGUGUUUUUGACUUAUUAAAUUCUUCUCUUGUAUAUAUAUUAUUCUUUUAAUAUUUAAGAAUUUCAAAUAAAAUUCAUCAUAUAUGUAGCUGCCAUAAGAACGAUCGGAUAAUUAAUGUCAAAAUAAUACAUAGACCGUUUUAUUUCGAUUUCGGUACAGUGCCUUUUUAUCCUGAGUGUCUUGACACCUGCGGUAAUACCUCAAAUACCACCAUUACCUUCAUGCCCCUGCUCGUUUUCCUCUGGAGAUGAAUGGAUGGCCGCAGAUUGCAGUAACAAUUCCGGCUUUGAUGUCAAGUGCUUGCCUUGGUUGCCUCGGCUUGAAUCCUUGUCUCUUGCCGGAACUGAACUUGCGGAAGUGCCAGAAGAACUUAAUUCGAAGGGGUUCGAGAACAUUACGCACCUGGACCUCUCAAAUAACAGAAUUUCCAAUCUGCCAAGCUGGAAGUUCGCUGCAAUGCCCCGCUUGCAGAGUCUGAAUUUAAGCCAUAAUCACAUCUGGAUACUUCCCAAUGAAGCGUGCCGAAUACCAUCCGUCGAUUUAAGUUACAACAAUCUGACCGAUAUGUCCAACCUGGUCAGCAUCUUCAAAACCAAAGCGAGGAUUACAGGCAACCCGAUUCGGUGUGCCUGCAAUUCGACCAUCGCAAGGAGAUUCUUUGCAAAGCCAACUAUCUCCAGCCUGGAAGCUAUCGAUUGCAUUAUGCCUGGCUUUGAGGUGGCCAAACCUCUUGCGACCCAGUGCAACCAGCAAUACAACGAAGAGCAGUUCCCAUCAAAUGGGAUAAUCCCCAUUUAUCUUUUCAUAUUUCUUUUCAUAUUUGCUGUGGGCAUCUUUUGGGUGUGUAAGAGAGACCGCAUUUCGGUUAGAAAUUUAUAUAGCCGUUAAAUGAGCGUGUUAUAUCAGUAUUUUUAAAAUAUUUAUUCCAUUGGUAUUUAUACAACGAAAGUAUUUCAUUAUCAUUUUUAAUAAAUUAAU